Pipistrellus kuhlii (Kuhl's pipistrelle) is the source of this 2554-nucleotide messenger RNA. RefSeq names its product post-GPI attachment to proteins GalNAc transferase 4 (gene PGAP4). The record is from RefSeq and is a predicted model, not a curated record. Gene Ontology annotation, molecular function: glycosyltransferase activity. Bases 241 to 1452 code for a protein of 403 amino acids. The transcript has 2 exons. Lineage: Eukaryota; Metazoa; Chordata; Mammalia; Chiroptera; Vespertilionidae. Gene Ontology annotation, biological process: GPI anchor biosynthetic process. Gene Ontology annotation, cellular component: Golgi membrane.
UUGCCACCCAGCCGAGGAGCAUUCCCAGGUGGCCGUUUCUGCAACUUGACAGGAAUGGGAUGUCUGUGCAGUGGCCUGAUCCUGACCUGCAGCCUGGAGCUGAGCCCAAGCUGAGCUGUAGCUGUCCACAGACCAGCGACCAUGAAAUGCGUGUUGUUAUAGGUUGACUUGCACUGAACUGGGCCUGCGGUCCAGGAUGGUUUGUGCUCGGGACCAGACCUGACCAGAGAAGUCGACCUCAUGAGCACGUCCGCCUCCCCCGCGGCCAUGCUCCUCCGGAGGCUGAGGCGGCUCUCCUGGGGCAGCACGGCCGUCCAGCUCUUCAUCCUGACCGUGGUGACGUUUGGCCUGCUGGCCCCCCUGGCCUGCCACCGGCUUCUCCACUCCUACUUCUACCUUCGCCACUGGCACCUGAACCAGAUGAGCCAAGAUUACCUGCAGCAGAGCCUGAAGGAGGGCGAGGCCGCCCUCCACUACUUCGAGGGGCUGCCCUCCGCCAACGGCUCGGUGCCCAUCGUGUGGCAGGCCACCCCCCGGCCCUGGCUGGUCAUCACCAUCGUCACGGUGGACAGGCAGCCCGGCUUCCACUACGUCCUGCAGGUGGUGUCCCGGUUCCACCGGCUCCUCCAGCAGUGCGGCCCCCCGUGCGAGGGCCACCAGCUCUUCCUGUGCAACGUGGAGCGCAGCGUGAGCCACGAGGACGCCAAGCUGCUGUCCAGGUACGUGCCCGUGGCCAACCGCUACGAGGGCACCGAGGACGACUACGGGGACGACCCCUCCACCAACUCGUUCGAGAAGGAGAAGCAGGACUACGUCUACUGCCUGGAGUCCUCCCUGCAGACCUACAACCCGGACUACGUCCUGAUGGUGGAGGACGAUGCCAUCCCCGAGGAGCAGAUCUUCCCCGUGCUGGAGCACCUCCUGCGGGCCCGCCUCUCCGAGCCCCACCUCCGGGACGCCCUGUACCUGAAGCUCUACCACCCCGAGAGGCUGCAGCACUACAUCAACCCGGAGCCCAUGCGGAUCCUGGAGUGGGUCGGCGUGGGCAUGGUGCUGGGGCCGCUGCUCACCUGGCUCUACAUGCGGUUCGCCAGCCGCCCGGGCUUCAGCUGGCCGGUCCUGCUCUUCUUCUCACUCUACAGCAUGGGGCUGGUGGAGCUGGUGGGCAGGCACUACUUCCUGGAGCUGCGGCGGCUGAGCCCGUCCCUCUACAGCGUGGUCCCCGCCUCGCAGUGCUGCACCCCGGCCAUGCUCUUCCCGGCCCCCGCGGCCCGCCGCACCCUCACCUACCUGUCCCAGGUGUACUGCCACCAGGGCUUCGGCAAGGACAUGGCCCUGUUCUCGCUGCUGCGGGCCAAGGGCGAGCGGGCCUACGUGGUGGAGCCCAACCUCGUGAAGCACAUCGGGCUCUUCUCCAGCCUCCGGUACAACUUCCACCCCAGCCUGCUCUAGGGGGCCCGGGACAGAGACCCUUUCCUGGAAUCGGCUGCUGCUCUGAGAUGCGAACGCUGAGCUCCUCACUGAGACACGGCCGCUUGCAGAUGUUUCGUUGUGUCACGUUGCUGGGGGCAGAGGCAUGGGGACAGCCGAGGAGAAGGCCAGUCAAGAAGCUUGGUAGGAGCAGCAGGUGGCCUCAGAUAUGGACCUCUGUCCCCUCCACACAGCCGCACUGCCUCAUGCAGUCUGACCCACCCAAGGAGGCGGGGGGGGGGGCGCGUUAAAAUGCCGGUUACGUUCUCCAGUUGUGUUCAGCCCUGCUUUGCGAUAGACUCGGGGACUGCCCACAGGACUGUGCACCUCGAUGUGACUGCUCGAGGAUGUGAAGGGUGGAAUUUCGUGAAAGGCAAGGUCCUUUCGGAUGGAUUUCUUUCUCCCUGGGCAUGAGAAUGGAUGUGUUUCGGAUAUCCUGUAUGUCUAAAUAGGCGGGACCAGGUUGAUAGAUUCUGCUUGCUGACCUGGUAUAAUGAAAGCCAAUAACAGCUGUGCGUUGCUGGCAGCACGGAGGCAGGUGACCUGGCUUUUGUUACUUUCCUUUUUCUUCUCUGCGCUGCAGGGCACUGAUGACCAGUAUUGUUAGUGAGAACUCCAAGGUACAGCAGAAUCUGAAAGCACCUUACGGAUCAUCAAAGUCAGAUCGCUUAUGUUUAAUGGUGACUUAAUAGUGAAGAUGUCCGUCCUAUUCCGAUUAUUGGAACACUGGAUACUGCAGAAUGGUAUUGAAUGGAUGAGCUCAUUACGAACGGCAUAUCCCUCUCCCUAACUUUUCUGGCUAACCCGUCACCCUCAUUUCCCUUCCUUCUAGGCAGCAUGAGACAACAUGGACUGUGAAGUCAGAAGACCUGCACUUUUAUUUCAGAUUUCUCUUAGGUCCCGGUGGUGUGAACUUGGCCAAGUCAUAACCACUCGGAGUCUCAGUUUCUUCACCUGUAAAAUGAGGCCAGUGGUACCUACCUUUUCAAGUUGCCUUGAGACUGUAUGUAAAACAACUUAUACGCGCUUAGCCCAGAGAGGGCACGUGGUAACGUCUAGUUCUUUUCUCUCCUGUAGUAAGUAU